Molecule: messenger RNA, 1711 nt
Organism: Physeter macrocephalus (sperm whale)
Lineage: Eukaryota; Metazoa; Chordata; Mammalia; Artiodactyla; Physeteridae
Product: myotubularin-related protein 3
Exons: 10
Biological process (GO): regulation of autophagy; phosphatidylinositol dephosphorylation
Cellular component (GO): cytoplasm; membrane
Molecular function (GO): protein phosphatase binding; phosphatidylinositol-3,5-bisphosphate 3-phosphatase activity; phosphatidylinositol-3-phosphate phosphatase activity
Source: RefSeq, a predicted model, not a curated record
GCACGUAACAUCAAGGUUUAAAAACGAAGUGGAGCGGAUGGGUUUUGAUAUGAACAAUGCCUGGAGGAUUUCCAACAUCAAUGAAAAGUACAAGCUGUGUGGUAGCUAUCCACAGGAGCUCAUAGUGCCUGCUUGGAUCACUGACAAAGAACUAGAAAGUGUCGCAAGCUUCAGGUCCUGGAAGCGCAUCCCGGCCGUCGUCUACAGGCACCAGAGCAAUGGAGCUGUCAUUGCCCGCUGUGGACAGCCGGAGGUCAGCUGGUGGGGCUGGCGAAAUGCUGAUGAUGAGCACCUGGUGCAGUCAGUAGCCAAAGCUUGUGCCUCCGACUCCCGAUCCAGUGGCAGCAAGCUGUCAACUAGGAACAGUCCCCGAGACUUCCCCAGUGCAGGAGACCUUUCUGAUGUGGAGUUUGAUUCUUCUCUGUCAAAUGCUUCAGGAGCAGAGAGUUUAGCUGUCCAACCACAGAAGCUUUUGAUCUUGGAUGCACGCUCCUAUGCAGCAGCUGUGGCGAACCGAGCCAAAGGAGGAGGCUGUGAAUGCCCAGAGUAUUACCCGAACUGUGAAGUUGUUUUUAUGGGGAUGGCAAAUAUUCAUUCAAUUCGGAGGAGUUUUCAGUCUCUGCGAUUGCUGUGCACACAGAUGCCAGAUCCGGGAAAUUGGCUCUCAGCUCUUGAAAGUACAAAAUGGCUCCAUCACCUGUCUGUGCUUCUGAAGUCAGCACUUCUGGUAGUGCAUGCUGUGGAUCGUGAUCAACGACCAGUGCUAGCACACUGCUCGGAUGGCUGGGACCGCACCCCGCAGAUUGUGGCAUUGGCUAAGCUCUUGCUGGACCCUUAUUACCGAACCAUAGAGGGUUUCCAGGUCCUCGUGGAGAUGGAGUGGCUGGAUUUUGGCCACAAGUUUGCUGACCGGUGUGGUCAUGGGGAGAACUCGGAUGAUCUGAACGAGCGUUGCCCAGUGUUUUUACAGUGGCUUGACUGUGUUCAUCAGCUUCAGAGGCAAUUUCCGUGCUCUUUUGAGUUCAAUGAAGCAUUCCUUGUGAAACUGGUGCAGCAUACCUAUUCCUGCCUGUUUGGAACAUUCCUGUGCAACAAUGCCAAGGAGAGAGGGGAAAAACAUACUCAGGAACGGACAUGUUCUGUGUGGUCGCUGCUUCGGGCGGGCAACAAGGCUUUCAAAAACCUACUGUAUUCCUCUCAGUCAGAAGCCGUGCUGUACCCUGUGUGCCACGUGCGUAACCUGAUGCUAUGGAGUGCAGUGUACCUGCCCUGCCCAUCCCCGUCCACCCCUGUGGACGACAGCUGUGCACCAUACCCAGCCCCUGGCACCAGCCCUGAUGAUCCACCUCUGAGUCGGCUACCAAAGACUAGAUCAUUUGACAAUCUGACCACAGCCUGCGAGAACACAGUGCCUCUAGCCAGCCGGCGCAGCAGUGACCCAAGCCUGAAUGAGAAGUGGCAGGAGCACCGUCGCUCGCUGGAACUGAGCACUCUGGCUGGUCCUGGAGAGGAGCUUCUGGAUCCUGACAGCCUGGGGAAGCCAGCCAAAGUGCUGGGUGGUGCCGAGCUGUCUGUUGCAGCUGGAGUAGCUGAGGGGCAGAUGGAGAAUAUCCUGCAAGAGGCCACCAAAGAGGAGAGUGGGGUAGAGGAGCCUGCCCACAGGGGGAUGCAGGAGGUCAAAGAGGAGGCUCUUUUAGAAGAGGGGAGCAGG